Molecule: messenger RNA, 1304 nt
Organism: Aspergillus nidulans FGSC A4
Lineage: Eukaryota; Fungi; Ascomycota; Eurotiomycetes; Eurotiales; Aspergillaceae
Product: putative mitochondrial DNA replication protein (Yhm2)
Exons: 6
Coding region: 200-1144 (314 amino acids)
Biological process (GO): mitochondrial citrate transmembrane transport; alpha-ketoglutarate transport; tricarboxylic acid transport
Cellular component (GO): membrane; mitochondrion; mitochondrial nucleoid
Molecular function (GO): DNA binding; citrate:2-oxoglutarate antiporter activity
Source: RefSeq, a predicted model, not a curated record
CCAUUCUUCUCUUCUCUUUCUCCAACGCUUUGUUCCUGUCUCAAGACAUUCUAUCUUAGGCGACGUUGACAUCCCUUCCACCGCGGUCCGACUGAACAAGUUCUGGUCGUCCUCAAGUCCCAGCUCUCGUGAUCCGUUAGGCGACCUAUACCCUAUAUCCCUUGGUCAGGGCCCCUUUCAGUGCUCACCCAAAUCAGAGAUGUCUACAGCUACGGAAGAGCUGGGCACCGCCCCAAAGCUCGAAAAGAAGCCCGUCAAAUUCAGCAACUUGCUCUUGGGCGCUGGAUUAAACUUGUUUGAGGUCACUACUUUGGGACAGCCACUGGAGGUGAUCAAGACAACCAUGGCUGCAAACCGGGGCGAUAGCUUCGCUGGCGCUAUGGGUCGGAUAUGGGGUCGUGGCGGGAUCCUCGGUUAUUACCAAGGUCUCAUUCCGUGGGCCUGGAUUGAGGCCUCUACGAAGGGUGCUGUCCUCUUGUUCGUCGCCUCCGAGGCGGAAUUCCGUGCCAAGGUGCUCGGUGCGCCCGACUUCCUCGCCGGUAUCUCCGGGGGUAUGGCCGGUGGUAUCGCUCAAGCCUAUGCGACUAUGGGAUUCUGCACCUGCAUGAAGACGGUUGAAAUUACAAAGCAUAAGAUGGCAGCUCAGGGUGUCAAACCCCCCAGCACCUUCGCUACGUUCAUGGACAUCUACCGCAAAGAAGGAAUCAGAGGCAUUAACCGUGGUGUGAAUGCUGUUGCCAUCCGUCAGACGACUAACUGGGGAUCUCGAUUCGGCCUUUCUCGCUUGGCAGAGCAGGCUCUUCGUAAGGUGACUGGCAAAGACGAGAGCCAGAAGCUCAGCGCUCUUGAAAAGGUUAUCGCAUCAGGAUUGGGUGGUGGUCUCUCUGCCUGGAACCAGCCAAUUGAGGUCAUCCGCGUCGAGAUGCAGAGCAAGACUGAGGACCCCAACCGUCCCAAGAACCUUACGGUCGGCAAGGCUUUCAAAUAUAUUUACGAUACAAACGGCAUCAAGGGAUUAUAUCGUGGUGUGACACCCAGAGUUGGUCUGGGUAUCUGGCAGACCGUCUGCAUGGUGGCUCUUGGUGACAUGGCCAAAGAGGCAGUCGAAAAACUGACGGGCGACAAAGUCACCGCGAAGCACUAGAGAAGGUUUGAAAUACCCUUUUACCGUGCAAGAUGUUGUGGUCGGGCUAGUUAUCUGAAUGUGAUCUGAGUUGUGCAUGAGCUCGACUGGUUUCGAGUAUCAUGACAAAUUUGAACUAUGUUACAAUAAUUAUACUACUCCGGAAUAGAGAAAAUAUUCU